AAUAGCUUCUGACAAAACAUUUCAUUCUAUCCACGUGCAAUGGGAGUUCAAAGAUCAAAAUUUGUCUGGUUUGACCGAGAAAGAUCAAACGAGACAAAUACAUUUGGAGGGAAUGGAGUAUCACAUAUAUACUUAAGUUAACAGCUAAAUGUUUUUACCAUUGCCAUAUUCAUCUGCACGGACAGUUGGAGCUGGUGCGGCUAUUCAUGACGCCACAUCCUACCGCGAGCAGCUUGAGAAACACACAAAGGAUUUGUUUUCCAUAUUCCACGUCUUCUGCACACGAAAAGACAUACAUGCAUUGGAUGUGGUGCUGGAAGACACAGACAUAGCAAAAGCUUUGAAUGAAUAUGUGUCUAGUGCUGCAAUUGAGAACUUGGUUCUUGGUGCUUCAAAGCAUGGAUUUCUCAAGAGGCUUAAGGUUAUGGACGUUCCAACAACAGUAACAAAACGGGCACCCGAUUUCUGUACGGUUUAUGUCAUUUCGAAAUCCAAAAUCUCGACCGUACGAAACGCUUCUCGACCAGCCCCCUUCAUUUCUCCCCUCUACAGCCAAAUCCAUCAGAAAAACGAGCAACUCCAGCACACCAACACCAACAACAAAAUCAAAGCUGCCAAUGUCUGCAAACCUAAGAGCUUUUCUCCCAAGACGCGUCACAGACACACUCCCACUUUCAAUGAUAAGCUUGGAGCAUUUGAUAAGUCCCAACGCAUCUCUUUCACGUAUAACAAUGAAAUGGAACCAUCAUUCAGGUCGCCGCUCGAGAAAGGGAGAGGCACCAAUGGGAGAGGGGACCUUUCAGAGUCAGACACGGAUAUUUCAUUUGUGAGUUCCGGUCGACCUAGCACUGACCGGAGUCCCAUGUUUUGUGAUGGAAUGGAGUCCGGGCGCACGUCUCGGUUAUCCACUAGCUCAGAGAGCAGCUAUGGAUCGUCCGACCGCUUCGGAUCCAAGGCCAGCGACACAAGUUCUUUCACCGACAUUUCAUCUACUACUUGCCUUGACAACGAUGACGCCGAAAUGAGAAGGCUAAAACAAGAAUUGCAGAAGAUGAUGGACUUGUAUAGCACUGCUUGCAAGGAGGCCUUGACAGCAAAGCAGAAGGCAACCGAGCUACAACUAUGGCGAAUCGAAGAGGAGAAAAAAUUGGAAGAAGAUGAGAUCUCAGACGACAUGUCGCAUGGGAAGGCCAAGUCAUGGACAAGCACGGAGGGCACAACAGACUCAAUGAAAAGGAGAAGUGACGAUGAAACAAGAAUCGAAGAGGAGAAUGAGAGUUUUCGGAUUGGAUUGAGAUACAGAAGGUACACUAUUGACGAAAUCGAUGAAGCUACAGAGCACUUCUCGGAGUCCAGAAAGAUUGGAGAAGGAGGGUAUGGCCCUGUCUUCAAAUGCUUGCUUGAUCACACUCCAGUUGCUGUUAAGGUGUUGCGUCCAGACGCUGCACAAGGAAGGUCACAGUUCCUCAAGGAGAUUGAGGUGCUAAGCUGCCUGCGCCAUCCAAACAUGGUGAUGCUGCUGGGUGCUUGUCCGGAGUACGGCUGUCUGGUCUACGACUACAUGUCUAAUGGAAGCUUAGAGGAACGGCUCAUGAAAAGGGGAGACAAACCCGCACUGUCAUGGCAAGUGAGGUUCCGGAUUGCGGCGGAGGUCGCCACCGGUCUGAUGUUCCUCCACCAGACCAAGCCGGAGCCAGUGGUGCACCGCGACCUCAAGCCGGCGAACAUUCUCCUAGACGAGUACUACGUGAGCAAGAUCGGAGACGUGGGGCUGGCCCGGCUGGUCCCAGCAGCGGCGGCGGACGACGUCACCCAGUUGAGGAUGACGUCAGCGGCCGGGACAUUCUGUUACAUUGACCCGGAGUAUCAGCAGACAGGGAUGCUCGGGGUGAAGUCGGACGUUUAUUCCUUCGGGAUUGUGCUUCUGCAGCUGCUGACGGCCAAGCCGGCGAUGGGGAUAGCGCAUCGGGUGUCGGAUGCCGUAGAGAAGGGGAAAUUUGAAGAUGUUUUGGAUCCGGUGGUUACGAACUGGCCGGUCGAAGAGGCCUUGACCAUGGCCAAGAUUGGCAUGCAGUGUUCCCAGCUGCGGCGCAAGGACCGGCCAGAUUUAGGAAAGCAAGUCUUGCCAGAGCUCCUCAGAUUGAAGGAAUUAGCAGAUCAGAGUAUUGGCCAAUUCAUGGUGGUUGGGGGUUCAUGAUGAGCGGUGUACAUCAACAAUGCAUACAUGAUUCGGCAGCAUUUUACAAGUUAUCGGCCUUAUUUAGGCCUUGUUUGUUUUGCGGCAUUUUGUCCAUCGAGAUGCUGCUCAAAGCUGUGUUUCUUGGUUUAAAAAGUCGUCAUCUUGGGUAAAAUGCCAACUUAACAAACGCAUCCUUGGCUG
This is a messenger RNA of Cuscuta campestris, 2380 nucleotides long. The record is from the annotation of a GenBank genome assembly. NCBI's taxonomy places the organism in Eukaryota, Viridiplantae, Streptophyta, Magnoliopsida, Solanales, Convolvulaceae.